Molecule: messenger RNA, 936 nt
Organism: Anisakis simplex (herring worm)
Lineage: Eukaryota; Metazoa; Nematoda; Chromadorea; Rhabditida; Anisakidae
Source: the annotation of a GenBank genome assembly
AUGACAUUUAGAUCGUUAGCAUUAUCAUCAACAGCGCAGUAUAUACCAGCGUUUCAAGCGGUCACCGAUUAUGACAAACACCAAUAUCAAAUUCUAUGCGAGAGGUUGCCUGGGUUAAAUCCAGCUCAAAUAGCCAUAUGCCGACAGCACCCAUUCGCAAUACCAUCAAUAGGACGUGGGGCACGUGAUUCAGUUGUAGAAUGUCAAACACAGUUCAAAUAUGAAAGAUGGAACUGUUCCGAACGCAUCGACAAAAAUGUCAGUAACUCUAUAUCAGGAUUUCAGGAUUUACUUGGAAGAACGCUCAGAGCAGGUAAUAAAGAAACGGCAUUCAUCUCGGCGGUAGCAAGUGCCGGGAUCGUGCACGCCAUAACAAAAGGAUGUAGUACGGGUAACCUUACCGAAUGUGGUUGCGACAAUCAGCCGAGCGCACAGAGAUACACCGAUACGGCUAUAGUGCAAAAUAUGCAUAAACAGUGUAGAUGCCAUGGCGUAAGCGGUUCUUGCGAAUUUAGAACGUGCUGGUUGCAAAUGCCGAAAUUCGCCGAAGUGGGUGAAAUGCUAAAGCAACGCUACAAUCAUUUUUCUGUACAGGUAGCAAGACGAGCGAAGAAACGUCUGCGGCGAAAGGAAAGAUCAGAGAGGAAGAAACCGUUACGAGGAAACGAAAUAGCGUACAUUAAUAAAUCACCGAACUACUGUGAGCCAAAUGAGGCUGAGGGCGCCGCCAUAAAAAGCACCUCUGCUGUUUCAAAGCAUGGGGUGAACCUGAACAGGUCAUAUUCGGUAUACUUGGAACGAAAGGAAGAGAAUGCAAUCAACUCUCGCUUAAUGCAGACAGCUGUGAUCUGCUAUGUUGUGGACGAGGGUAUAAUACGCGAGAAGAAGUACGUGAAACGCAAUGUCACUGCAAGUUUUUUUGGUGUUGUUCUGUGA